Molecule: messenger RNA, 636 nt
Organism: Paraphaeosphaeria sporulosa
Lineage: Eukaryota; Fungi; Ascomycota; Dothideomycetes; Pleosporales; Didymosphaeriaceae
Exons: 4
Coding region: 1-636 (211 amino acids)
Source: RefSeq, a predicted model, not a curated record
AUGCGCGACCAUAUUGGCUGCCGGCGCGAGACGCGCCUCGGAUUUGCGGAUGCGCCUCGUGCAAUUCGACUUCCAACUCUGCUACGAGAUAUACGACUGGAUUCCAUCAAUUUCGUUGAUUUGUCCAGCCUGACUGGUUCAACGUCCUUCGAUCUGUUCAGCUUGAGUCUACGGAUACUUUCGUAUAACCUCCGCAAGAUGCAGAUGCACGCUGUAGCUGACAGGAUGCUGUUUUGGCCCGAUGAUGACGGGGUAACACCGUUCUGGCUGAAUUUAGAGCUUUUAACAGUCUUGUUCCAGUUCUGUUCACCGAAGGGAGACUGGUAUUUUGACGCCCCCGUAGCGGACUCUGGGGACGAGGACGAGGACCGAACCAGCUAUACAACGAAAGAAAAGAUACGCCUACAAAUCAGAUUUAACAAGAUCAAAGCAGCAUUAACAGAUCCGAAAAACGCCAAAACAUCAUGGCAUCCGGAUCUAAACGCACAGGACGAGAAGUGGGACACGGAGGGUCGCCACGAGGACUUCAUCACCAGAUGGGAGGGCCAACUGCGCACCCAGUACUGCUUGGCCAAACGCAAAGAUACCGAGAUCAGUCAAAGGAUUCCGGUCGAGGUUACGUACCGCGCCUAUUGA